Gossypium raimondii (Peruvian cotton) is the source of this 1647-nucleotide messenger RNA. RefSeq names its product RGG repeats nuclear RNA binding protein A. Lineage: Eukaryota; Viridiplantae; Streptophyta; Magnoliopsida; Malvales; Malvaceae. Gene Ontology annotation, molecular function: RNA binding. The record is from RefSeq and is a predicted model, not a curated record. Gene Ontology annotation, cellular component: nucleus; cytoplasm. Bases 289 to 1374 code for a protein of 361 amino acids. The transcript has 7 exons.
GAAGAAAAAGAGACUUUUUCUGUCAGAUUAGGUUUCUCUUUCUCUCUCUCUGAGAGUCUCUCUGACAGUCCUAUACUCUUAACUCUUAUCCUUUUUGCGGCUAGGGUUUUUCUUUCUACAGUACCUUUUCUAACUUUUUUUUUUAAUUUAUUAGAAGAUUGGUUUGGUUUCAUAAUAUAAAAAUCUAAUGGAAGUUUUGUAAGAGUAAGGGAUUUUGUGGUUAUUAUAAAAGAAAGAUUCUAGGGGGUUUGGAAGUGGUUAGUGUGGAUUGUUCAUUAAAAAAAAGAAAUGGCUGGUUUGAACCCUUUUGAUUUGUUGGGGGAUGACGACACUGGGGAACUAUCAUUGCUGAUCGCUGCUCAGCAAAAGGCCGUCGCAGCGGCCACUGCCACUGCUGCUGCUCCAAAGAAGGGCCCAGCAAAGCCUCAAGCUAAGACGCUGCCUGCAACUCAGGCUAAGCUUCCCUCCAAGCCUCUCCCUCCUACUCAGGCUGUGAGGGAGGCAAAGAAUGAAGGUGCUCGUGGCGGAGGCCGUGGUGGGCGAGGAUAUGGACGUGGUCGUGGUGGUAGCAGUGGAUACAGACGUGAUUUUGCAAAUGAUGAGAAUUCCUUCAGCAAUAGUGCUGUACCUGAAGAUGGAGAGAGUGGAAAACCCUCUGAAAGGCGUGGCUAUGGUGGUCCUCGACCUUACCGUGGUGGUCGCCGUGGCGGUUUCAGUAAUGGGGAAGAUGCAGAUGGGGAGCAACCUCGCAGGUUGUAUGAACGCCGUAGUGGGACUGGGCGCGGGAAUGAGCUCAAACGUGAAGGUUCUGGUCGUGGAAAUUGGGGAACUCAGACUGAUGAACUUGCUCAGGUGACUGAAGUUACCAAUGAAGGUGAGAGGAAUUUAGGUGAUGAAAAGCCAGCAGGAGAAGAGGAUGCUAGAGAGGCUAACAAGGAGAGUGCUUCAAACGAGCCUGAAGAAAAAGAGCCCGAGGAUAAGGAGAUGACUCUUGAGGAGUAUGAGAAGGUGCUGGAAGAGAAGAGGAAGGCUCUGCAGGCUCUCAAGAUCGAGGAAAGAAAAGUAGAUGCCAAGGAGUUUGAAUCUAUGCAGCAGCUUUCAAACAAGAAGAAUAAUGAUGAGGUCUUCAUCAAAUUGGGAUCUGAUAAAGAUAAGAGAAAAGAGGCUUAUGAGAAAGAAGAGAGAGCAAAAAAGUCUGUCAGCAUUAAUGAAUUUCUGAAGCCAGCUGAAGGGGAGAGGUACUAUAAUCCAAGUGGACGUGGACGCGGUCGUGGGCGCGGCUCAAGAGGAUUCGGUGGAGGUAGUGCCGCAAGAGAUGUGGCAGCACCAUCCAUUGAAGACCCUGGGCACUUCCCAACUCUUGGGGGCAAGUGAAGAAGUGAGAUUCCAUUAGAACCCCAUCUAUGAUAUCCAUGGGUUUUAUUGGAAUUUUAGGUACUUUUAAAUUUCGGGCUGGGAAUAAGAUAAAAUAAUCUGGUUUCCUGUCGCCAAAGUAUCUCUGAAUUUUAUGUUGUAAAAUGUAUGUUUCAGGGUUUCUUUCUCUUUUUGUUUUUUUGGGGUUAUUGCCCCCACUAUUGUUAUGCUGUGAUCUUACUGUUAUUGCUCACUGCUCAGUUUUCUUUUGGAAUAGAUGGAACUAGUUUGCUA